GGCAGGGUCCGCGCCGCUCUCGGCGCUGCACUCCCCGUUUGAAAUCUGAUGGGCGGUGACUCAAACCUGUAGCAGGCGCAAUGGCAAGAAAAUAGGUAUCCAUCCCAAACAGGUUCCUUUCCCACGCUCCAAGACCCUCCAUCUUGCACUCGCCAGACUUCAGACCGCAAAAUUUUGCGGUUUUUUCCUUCCUGAGCCACGUAAAACCACCACCGGCGGCCAAUUGACUGAACACUGCAUCACAAUGGCCCCCACCGUGCUGCACCUCCGCAGCGAGACCAAGCCGCUCGAGCACAGAUCGGCCCUGACGCCGUCAACCGCCGCCGAGCUGAUCAAGGCCGGCUAUGUCGUCAAUGUCGAGCGGUCGCCCGAGAGGAUAUUCGACGAUGCCGAGUUCGAGGCUGUCGGCGCCACGCUGGUGCCCGAGGGCUCCUGGGUUGACGCUCCCAAGGAGCACAUCGUCGUCGGCCUGAAGGAGCUGGAGGAGAAGGACUUCCCUCUCAAGCAUGUGCAUGUUCAAUUCGCCCACUGCUACAAGCAGCAGGCCGGCUGGGAGAAGGUACUUGCCAGAUUCCCCCGUGGAGGCGGCACUCUGCUGGAUUUGGAGUUUUUGGUUGAUGACCGUGGUCGCCGCGUUGCUGCGUUCGGCUUCCAUGCUGGCUUUGCCGGCGCUGCCCUGGCCCUGGAGGUUUGGGCCUGGCAGCUGAACCACAGCGAGCCAUUCCCGGGUGUUGAGAGCUAUCCCAACGAGAGUGCUCUGAUCGCCGAUGUCAAGAAGGCGCUCGAUGAGGGUGCCAAGAAGGCUGGGCGCCUGCCUCGCGUCAUUGUCAUCGGCGCCCUCGGCCGCUGUGGGUCAGGGGCCGUGGACGCCUUGCGCAAGGCUGGACUGCCCGAGGAGAACAUCCUCAAGUGGGAUAUGGCCGAGACGGCGAAGGGCGGGCCCUUCAAGGAGAUCACCGACAGCGACAUCUUCAUCAACUGCAUCUACCUAACCAGCAAGAUCCCCAACUUCGUCAACAUGGAGUCCCUCCAGACGCCUGACCGCAAGCUCACCGUCGUCUGCGACGUCUCCGCCGACACCACCUCCCCCUUCACCCCGGUGCCCAUCUACAGCGUGGCCACCACAUUCGACAAGCCGACUGUCCCCGUCGACGGCCUGCAGAGCGGCCCGCCGCUCUCGGUCAUCUCCAUCGAUCACCUGCCGUCGCUGCUGCCGCGUGAGGCAUCCGAGGCGUUCAGCCGCGACCUCCUCCCGUCGCUGCUGACCCUCAACGACUGGCAGAACUCGCCGGUUUGGGCCCGCGCCCACAAGCUCUUCAAGGAGAAGGUUGCGACGCUCCCUGCCAGCGCAUUGGAGAACUAAGGCAGCGGGUUCGGGUUGCAAGAAUAAAAUGCCGGAAUGUAGAGUGUGAUCUGAGGCGUAUCACGCCGCGUGAGGUUCAUGAACUACUUUUAUAUACGGCAUUGCCGACUUUGAGUGUGUGAUAGACA
Messenger RNA from Thermothielavioides terrestris NRRL 8126, 1491 nucleotides. RefSeq lists its product as uncharacterized. Gene Ontology annotation, cellular component: cytoplasm. Lineage: Eukaryota; Fungi; Ascomycota; Sordariomycetes; Sordariales; Chaetomiaceae. Gene Ontology annotation, molecular function: saccharopine dehydrogenase (NAD+, L-lysine-forming) activity. The coding region runs from base 245 to 1363 and encodes 372 amino acids. The transcript has 8 exons. The record is from RefSeq and is a predicted model, not a curated record.